Molecule: messenger RNA, 2673 nt
Organism: Mesocestoides corti
Lineage: Eukaryota; Metazoa; Platyhelminthes; Cestoda; Cyclophyllidea; Mesocestoididae
Source: the annotation of a GenBank genome assembly
AUGGGUGUGAAUGGCUUGCCCAUUACUGUGCCUUCUCCAACGUGUGAUAUUAGUUUUUCGGCUUUCGACCCUACAGUUGACAAUCGUGACGUUUCUGUUCAUGAUCAUAUUUCGGCUCCCUCUCGUGCAUCUGCUGGAAUUGAUCUCUCUGAAUGUGCUGAAUCUGCUAGUCGAAUUCCUGAUAAAUCUGUUGCCGAAAAUUUUUAUUUGAGCGGCUUUUCGAAUUUUGAGAGGAAGCCCCUUGACUUCUCUCAACUGCCUCCGUGGCCUUCUCUUGCUGAUACCUCGGCUGUUAGUAGUGUUGCCUUGCACGAACCUCAUUGUCCGUUUUCUCUGUCACCUUUUUACUCCAAUUUAUUGGAGAAGACGCUUCUGUUGGUUCAAUUUAUUCACGAGGCUCUCAACGCUCUCAACCUAUCUUCAAGCUUCCUUGAUUUUCCUAUCUUCUCAUUGCCUGCUUCCGCCCUUUCUAAGAAACUCUCCUCAAUGCUGUCUGAGAUUGCUUUUUCGUCCCAGACGUCUGCAAUUGCUGCCAGCGCCUUUGAUGUUGUUGCCAAUCCAGACAACGAAUGCUUCAGUCCUUCCAACCUGCCGCAAACACUGUGUGACCUCUCGUCAUUUACAACCGAUUCUUCUACCUCCGACAGCAGCGUGAGAUGUCUUCAAGAAUCAGAUCCAAGUACUGCUCAUCAGGCCCUGUUGUGCAUCGCUUCUUGCUUGUAUACUCAACUACGUCGAACACUGUGGCUUCUUGUGGGACGGGAAUGUCCACCUUCUGAGCCAAAUGAAGGUCACGUGCAGGAGGUCCGCACCACCUCUCCAGUUGGAGUGGACGACGACGUCACGUCACUGUUGUCCAGCUGGUCUGAAUUCUUCCACAAACUCCAAAAUCUUCGCCUCCCCAGCCAGCCAACUGCGCAGCCAGGUCAGCAGCUGGCGGUGGUUGAUGCGCACUGCCUUUGCGGCAUGACCCCCAAAGCUGCCGUCCUCAAGUUAACUUCCACGCACACUCUUAGACCAAAUCACAAAGCUGCACAAACAGAAUCGCCUAAGUCCGCUCUCAGCGGCUUGCUGACACCCGAAGCGCUUCCUGCUUUCACCAGUACGCCUAGAAUUAGGCCAUUGUCUUCACAGCUUACCAAUUUCGAGUUGAGUGAAGCCCUCUUAGAUCGUCCCGGUACGCCGUAUUCGCAGUCGUGUGCCUUCUUUGCGAAGACCUACAGCCAAAGUGAACCAAGCCUUGUACUUUCAUCUCACGCACCCGGACUCCUUCAAGUCUUGCACUCUCUGGAUGCCUUUUCCGAGAAGUUGACUCGAUACGCCGGCGUCGCUCAAACAAUCCAUCCAUUCCCUCUCUCAACACUCUCAGAUCAGCUGUCGAAAUUGCGUUUGUGGCUGGUGCGCACUGGCUGCCAGCAGUCACUCGUCGCCAAGACUGGGGCAUCUCAUUCUCUCCCGAAGACUAUGGCGACCCAGACUAGCGUCCAUGGCUCCUCCAGUGCAUCCUUUGAACUCUCUCCAACAGAACUUCAUCUACGCAAGCUGCUCAAUGUCCGAGACACUGAGGUACUCUACCUCCUGACCAAUCUGCCUGGCGGCGAACGCCUCAUUGACCACGGUUCCUCUCCCAGUGUCGUCCUUUCACCGAGCUACCAUGAGGCCCAACUGCGCCUACUAUCGCACUGGGAUCUAGUUCAGCCGAUUGAUCCCACCUGCAUACCCGUUCGCCGCGUCAUCUUACCUGAAGCCAGCGAGAUUCCACCGACUGCUGCUGCUAUGAAUGGCCAUCACUCGCAGACAUCUACUACCGAAGUCGUCCUGCCGUUAUCACCAUCUCCAACUAACGUUUUAUCGGAAAUUCCAACUGAACCAGCGUUGCCUGGUGCGGAAACAGGCCAGGCGUCACACGACGCAGAGUCUGUGAACACAGCGAAAGCGCUGCUUCGUCGGUGCUACAAACUAAUCAAACAUCUGGCCUUAACCCUUCGACAAACUCUCUCAUCCAGACUGCCUCGAGAGUACACUGAUGAAUUGCUGGACAUGUGUCUUCGCCUAAACAAACUUUCCAACGGCGAGGAUGUGUCCUCUGAGUUUGGGGACGUUCACAUUCUGUGGGACGGCAACUUCCAGAAGAUCCCAGAUUCGCCCGGUUUCGCCAGAAAGUGGUCCAGAGCCCCGGUGCAGGAGUUGGCCUGGGCCAUCGAUGCACUCGAAGACAUCGUGGAGCUACGCUCUCUAACGCAUUUCCUGACUCAACAGUACAACGUCGUGGGCACCGAGCUGGAACAGCAACUCAUUGUUAACUCGGGCCUGCGAAAUAGCCUACGCGAGGCUAAUAAUCGACUCGCGAGGAUCAUCCUCGGUAUUUCACAGGGUAACCAGCGUCUAGCCGUGAUGGCAGAACGCCUCUCCAUGGAAGCCGAAAAGCACGAAGCCGUUAACACUUCGUGCCAGGGGGUCGUAGACGACUCACCAACAUCCCCUGAACCAACUCUGGUACCUGGUGGCGGAGGUCGUGAGGCGCACCAGGCCGAAACCACGGAAUGUGGACCGACAUCGUCGCCUGAAGCACAAAGCGGUGAAACCACCGACAAGGCUGACCAUUCCCGUCGACCCAGCACCCUGAUGCGUCAUCUUCGUGAAGUCAUGAAGAGACCAAUAUCGAGGAAGUGA